GUUUUAGAUUUUAACAAUUGAAUUAAUAUUUUAUGCCAGAAAUAUUAACAAAAUGUUUAAUUGUAUUUUUUGAUCAAAAUUUAUAAAUAAAUUCAUUAGUUUGUUUAAUAAUUGUUUAAUAUAAUUUUAUAAUUUUUUUUAUUAUAUCCAUGUACUUAAAUACAGGUGUAAAAUUCAAUAGUGUUUAUUAAAAUGAAACAUUGUCAUAUUGUCAUGAUUUAUUAAUUAUGUAUAAAUAAUAAUAAUGUAAAAUAUUGCAAGUAUAAAUGUAAAAUUACUGGCAAUAUGAAUGAAACUUAUUAAGAUUUAAAAAUAUGCCAGUAUUAAUAAAUUAUUAGAUACAAAUGGCAAUAAUUGUUCCUAAGUUAAAGUUAAGAACAAUAUUUGCCAUGAUUAUUUUGGAGUUGUUAACAAAUUAAAAUAUUUGUAUAUAUUAAUUGUGUGUAUAAUGUUCAUUAUGCAUACUUAAAAAUUAACUUUGUAAGUAUACUUUAUAUAAUACACUAAAAAUCUACAUAUUUUUACUUUUAUAAUUAUAGUGUAACUUUAUUUAUCAUUUCCCUUUGUAGAUCUUUUAAUAAUGUUUGCAAUAUGUAUAAUGUAAAGAGUAUAAUAAAUUAAAAAAUAAUAAAUUAUAAAUAUAAUGAAAUGUUAUGGUUAUAUAAAUAUAAUCAAAUGAUUGGAAUAAAAAUUAAGUGAAAUUUGGAAUUAAAAUGAAAUAUUCUAUGUUCUUGUACAUUACCAAUUUAUUUUAAUUUACAUCUUUAUAAAACUAUGAUAUGUCUACAAAAUCUAAUAUGAACUAUAGGUUAUCUAAUGUUGAUAUCCAAAAUUUAAUCUAUUUUUUUAAAAUCAGCAUUUGAAUAUAAAAUAAUUUAAGAAAAAUAAAUCUUGACUGAAAUAAGAAUAAUUAUAUGUUUUAGGAUUUUUAAUCGAAUAUUCUAUCUCCAAAGACAAGAUUGCAUUUUAAUGUGUACAAGAAUAAUCGCAUAGAAAGAAUACGAAUUUAAAAAUAAUUAAAUUAUUACACAUAUGAAAACAUUUUGAAUAUAUACGAAAUAGUCAUUAAUUAAAAAUUAUUGUAUCAUGACUUGUAAAAAUACUUACAUAUAUGAAUAAAUUUCUGAGUGUACUAUACAAUUAUUUUGUUUUAAUGAAAUGUGUAAAAAAUUUAUGGCAAUAUCAAAUUUAUAAAAUUUAUUAAAAUAUUUUAUUUAGUAUUUUACAGUUACUUAUUCUAGAUAAUUUCAAAAUAUUUUUUUUUAUUAUAAAAUAAAAUUGUAUCAAAUUACAUUUUUCUUAUUACACUAUUUUAUUUUUUUAAUAUGUUGAAUUUUUUUUAUUUUAAGAUUAUAUUCUAUUUUAAAAUAAAAAUAUAAAUCUUGUAUUUUAAUAUUGUUGAAAUCUCUCUCUCUCUCUCUCUCUCUCUCUCUCUCUCUCUCUCUCUCUCUCUCUCUCUCGAUUAUAUUGUAAUUUAUAAUUUAAUUAUUUUAUAUAAUUAAAUAUAUAUAUUUUAUUAUCUAAAAUUAUUUAUAAAAUAUAUUUACAAUUAUAUAUAAUUACUUUAAAAAAUAUUUUUCAAAGUAUUUUAUUUUUGAUAUUUCUAAUAGUUCAAAGAUAAUAUUUCGAUUUUUUGCAAAUAAUUUGAAUUGACAAAAGUAGAAAAUUUACCGAAAUUUUAAUUAUCGCAAACCAAAUAAGCAAAAACAAAGUAUAUGUUAUAUAUGUUAUUACUUAUACGACAUCUAUUUAUUCUUUCUUAUAUACCCUAAAUUAAAAAAUUUGGUGACAUUGACAGCGUAUACGGUAAAGGAAAGUAUUGUGUAUAAUUUAUUGAUAUUUUUAUUAUUUUGUCAAAAUGGAACUUAAAUUAUUGGAAAGAAUAGAAAAACUUGGGUAUAAUGGUCAACUGAUAGAACCUAAUAAAUUCAAAGAAGCCUUAAAACAAGGUCCAAAAUCACCAGAAUUUACAAAACUUGUAGCAUGGUUAGCACAUGAGAUUGCAUUAUUAAAUGAUAUGGAUGAAACUAUUCAUGCAAUUGUGUCACCAGAUGAUUCUAGUUCUUUCUUAUUAGAAUUAAGCUGUUUUCUUAAGGAAUUAGGAUGUAUGAAUGAGAGAUUAAUGACUGGUAAUGUUAAUACAAGAUUGACAACUAAACAAGAUACAUAUAUCUUAUUAGAUUUUUUGGGAGCAGAAUUAAAAACUUGCAGAUUAUUAGAAUUCAGAAAACAUAAAAAUUUAAAUUCCACUGCUGUUGUUGUUGAAGAGAGUGAUACAGCUAAGGAUCUUAAAGAUAUGUUAAUAGCUUUAAAUUUUGAAAAACCACCAAAUGAUAUUACUUCAGAAAAGCUUUUCACAAGACUGGAGAACAAAUUGACUGAAGUAUUAAAAAUAGCUCCUUCUGAACUCGUAGGACAACCAUUAAUUACUCAUGAAUUCUCAGAAGCAGAUUGGAAAGAUCUUCAACAUAUACAACAAGAAUUACAUGAUGAGUAUAGAGUACGCCGUGAUAUGUUGCUCAAAAGACUUGAUGUAACAGUGCAAUCUUUCCUAUGGUCAGAUAGAGUUAAAGCUCAAGAGGCUGAAUUAAAUAGACGUUAUGAAGAAACUAGAAAAUUUUUAAAUGCAGAACCAGACAUUACAAUUGCUGAUUUAUUAGCAGCAAGAGAUGAUAUUGCAUUAAUGGAAAAAACAAGCAAUGCAAGUGUUAGAAAAAAUACUCAAAGUGAAAUUAAUAAAGUUAUUAUAGGAGAAGUACCAGAUAGAGGUGGAAGACCAUAUGAACAAGAACCACCACCACCUGAAAUGCCACCUUGGCAAAAAGAUAGAGUACCAGGACCUUCAACUAGUGGAGGUCGAGGAAGUGGAGGCAAUAGAGGUGGUGGUCGUGGAAGAGGCAAUUUUCAAAAUUCUAAUGCUACUUAUAUCAAUGAUAAUAGAAAUUCAUAUAGUGGUCAUGGAGAUAGUGGACAUCAAAGUUCAAAUUUUGCUCCUAAUAGUGGUGGAUACAGUGGACAAGGAGGAAAACAAGGAGGUAGUUAUGGAGGAGGAUAUGGAGGACAAGGAGGAGGAUAUGGAGGAGGAUAUGGAGGAGGAUAUGGAGGAGGACAAGGAGGAGGAUAUGGAGGAGGAUAUGGAGGAGGACAAGGAGGAGGAUAUGGAGCAGGACAAGGAGGAGGAUAUGGAGGAGGUCAAGGAGGAUAUGGAAGUGGAUUUGGAAGUGGUGGAAAUAAUAGUUAUAGUGGAGAUAAUAGAGAUGGAGGAUAUGGUCAUCGAUACUGUAAUCCAGGUAAUAUAGGACCUACAUCUCAAUCCGAGUAUAAAAGUGGACAACAAUAUCAAAGAGGAGGUUCUAGUGGUCGAGGAAGAGGAGGUAGAGUUCAAGGAGGAUGGAAUCAAGGAAUAGAUAAUUAUCAACGUGGCGGAUAUAAUCGUGGUGGAGGCCAAGGAGGACGACAAUAUUAAAAUAUUUUGUGUAAUGUAUUUAUUAUGAAUGUAAUAUUAAUAGUAAAAGAUAUUUGCAUCACAGAGCAUAAUAAUUAAUAUCAAUGAAUUUCUAUAUAACAAAUGCUUAAAAUUUAUAUAUCUAACAUUGUUUUAAACAUUAUAUAAGUUAAAUAAUAAAAUAAUUAAAGAUAAAAUGCAAAUAUUAAUUCUAAACUAAAAAAUGAAUAAAAAACAUUGAUAUUAUUCAUAGAAACAUAAAUAAUUUACUCUUAUAUGAAUUAAAGUAAUUAAAGUAAUCAUUGUAUCCUAUUUUAUAAGACUUUCUUGUGUUCUGAAUAUUAAUUUUGGCUAUGUAUUACUUUGAAUUUUAUAAAUAUGCAUUCUUUUGUAUAAUGAAGAAAUAGUGAAUAUGUUGAAAUUAAUGUAAUUAUACAAUGUAAUAUGUAAGAAAACAAAAUUUAAAUUAUUUAAUUGUAUAAUAUUUAUCAAAUAUAUACGUAUAUAUUAUAAUUACUGAA
This is a messenger RNA of Apis cerana (Asiatic honeybee), 3966 nucleotides long. RefSeq names its product protein FAM98B. The record is from RefSeq and is a predicted model, not a curated record. Gene Ontology annotation, cellular component: tRNA-splicing ligase complex. Lineage: Eukaryota; Metazoa; Arthropoda; Insecta; Hymenoptera; Apidae.